Folsomia candida is the source of this 1140-nucleotide messenger RNA. RefSeq lists its product as uncharacterized. The transcript has 2 exons. The coding region runs from base 175 to 879 and encodes 234 amino acids. NCBI's taxonomy places the organism in Eukaryota, Metazoa, Arthropoda, Collembola, Entomobryomorpha, Isotomidae. The record is from RefSeq and is a predicted model, not a curated record.
GGGACCCUUUGAAAGGGUGACUAACCGAAUAAAUUUACAUGUAUGUAAGCUUAAAUAUUAUCAAAAAGCGAUUGCACCAUUAAACGCGCAUUUGUUCCGUACCGGCGAGAUUUUAGCUUAUUUGAGAAUUUUACUUUAAAACGUCGAAAGCCAUUUUAAAACUUGCCCAUAAGAAUGGAAAAUUCUACCCGAACGUCCCAUUUAAUCUCGAGUUUCCCUGAGGUAAUCUUCAAAAUUAUGGAAUUUCUACCCAUUUCUGACCUUGAAUCAGCCGCUCUGGUCUACUCCACGUGGGAAAAGGAAGCUCUAAGACAUCUCCUUGCACGAAAUCCGGUCGAUGUCCACCUCCACAACGUUAACGAUUCCAUGGACCUUCUCCCCCUUAGGAAGCUGUCCCCCAAACGGAUCAACCUGAUUGUCUGUGUGCCCGAGGAGAAUGCUGAGAUUUUAUUGUCAAAAAUAGAAUUAUUUACCGCCAUGAAUUUCAACACCGUGACAAGAUUAGGCAUCGAAAUCCCCAUCGCACGCCACGUGGCGUCACGUUUAGUAAAGAUUUACGAAUCUUUCAAAAACCUGAAAUCUCUUGAGUUUCAUCCAAUUUUGUCCGAUUGUAAAGCAUUAUUUUCUUCCGCUCUAAACUGGGCUGACCUACUUCCAGCCAAUCUCGAAGUGCCCCAGAAACUGACGACUUUGACGAUUAACAUGUCUAAACUCUAUCCCGACGAGCAGGCCGGACGAUGGGCCAACGUGGUCUCGCUAAACACCCGAUUUUUAACUGUCUUCAGCCACGUGAAAAAACUAAAACUUGUCGACAAGCAAAUUUAUGCACAUAGUUCCGAUUUGGAGCCAACUUCUGAAGAACAUGUUCCUACUACAUAAGAAUAUAAUACCACAAAUUGAUUGCUUUUUCUGUAUAAUUGUCCAAUAUUUAAAAAACAGUAUAUUUGUAAGCAUUUAAUCGGAAUAGCAUACAUUCGCAGAGAUUUUAAUAUCUCGGAUACUUGCAAAAAUGUACCAUUGGGUCAAAAGGUGGACCAGGGCCCCCAAAGAAAUGCAAGCGAUCCCCUUGUUGCUGACUGAUUUUGUAUUAAUUUAUGAACGAAUCAUAAGAAAUGAUUUUAAUAAAUGAUACUCGAGAUG